AUGGAUUAUCCACAGCAUUCGGCAACUAACCCAACUGGAAGUGAAUUAGUAUUCGACCCACGAACAGGGAAAUUAAGAGUAUGUAGGCCUACUGCUUUUCCGAACCCUGAUCACGUUAUACGUACAGAAAUAGCUGCAAGUGCUUUUUAUGCUGGUUGCUUUAUCGUAUCGCCUGCGAAUGACAGCAUCAUCAUAGGCGAAACUAGUGAAGGACGUAUCGAGGUCGAAACGAUGCAUAUUUCGUGCAAAUCUGACACGUGCCAACCUGGCCACGACUAUGGUGGAAUCAUUAUUUACCAAUACAACGGCAAGUCAGAAUGGAGAACCGCCAACAACACUCACUGUAAGUCUGGAUAUAUCGUCAUUCAAGACACAGAUUCAGAAAAUGUUAAGAAAUGGAUGAAAGAGCCUGGUCAAGUUCACGGAGCUGUCUAUAGAAAUGCCUUUGGUGAAUCUGUGACGAAAGCGAAUGUCGUUGGCGAAGGUUUCGCAGUACGAAAUGGAGAGUCGAAAGUUGAGAAAUUUGAAAUUAAUUCACGCGUCUUCAACAAUCCAAAGGACAGUAUACAUCAUGACCAUCGCAGAAGAAUGCAUGAAUUGUCGGAGCAUUGCGUUGGAAAGAUUGUGGAGUAUUGGAAGACUGCUGGUCCUUCCUGGGUCAGACAACGAAAUUUUGAAGUAAAGCAGUUGCUCGAAGAUUUUGAUCUAAAAUCGAUUCAAAACGAUUGCACUUGGUCUUGGGACAAUAUAAGGAACCGAUUACCACAAAAUUAA
Molecule: messenger RNA, 774 nt
Organism: Paramuricea clavata
Lineage: Eukaryota; Metazoa; Cnidaria; Anthozoa; Malacalcyonacea; Plexauridae
Source: the annotation of a GenBank genome assembly